Drosophila sulfurigaster albostrigata is the source of this 588-nucleotide messenger RNA. RefSeq lists its product as uncharacterized. Lineage: Eukaryota; Metazoa; Arthropoda; Insecta; Diptera; Drosophilidae. The record is from RefSeq and is a predicted model, not a curated record. The coding region runs from base 199 to 531 and encodes 110 amino acids. The transcript is spliced from 2 exons.
AUAAAGCCAGUCAGCAAAUACGUUUCGAGUUAGAACAAAAUCGAUUGUUCAUUUUAAACACAGUUCAAUUCUCAAUUUGUGAAACGAAAUUGUACAUUCAAAAUUGUAGCCAAAAGGCAUAAAUAAUAAUAUAACAAAAUAUUGAUCAAUUAACAUAGCAAAAAGAACCCACACAAUUUUACCAAAAUCUUAGUGAUAAUGCUCAAGGAUCAGCCGACAUUCAAAGAGGUGGCCAAGGUCUUUAUAGUUGGAUUAGCAUUACGCUCGUAUAUUGCCGAUGGCGAUGGACAGCAGCGUCGCACCUGCUUCGGUCACGAGCUGUCGCGUCGCAUUUGCAUCGCCGCCAAUCGCCAUCGACCGAGCACGCGUUAUCGCCUGCUGAAGUUCAUGUCGCCGGAGCGUCUCAAGGACUACGAUAUGCGACACAAGGAGCAACGUGAUCUCAGGCAAGUGGCUCACGAAUUUGCCAGCAAAAGUGGACGCGAUGGCGGUGGAGAUGCGACGCCAUUAAAUCUAAAGCACAAUCAGUAAUUGGCGAUACCCAGAAAAUGUAAAAUAUAAUAUAGAAAAGUCGCGUGUAGAACUCUA